UAUUGGAAAAUGACACCAAACGAAUGCUUUGCGUUCUUCUUAAGCGCAUGCAUUGUAUAAUAUAACGUUCUCCAUUGAAGAAUAUUUUUUAAAGGGGACAUGACAUUUCUUACCGUAUAGCUUUUAAUAAGAAAUAAUUUACAUAUGAGAAAUGUGGCAUGAAGCUCGCAAACAGGAACGUCGUAUACGCGGCCUUAUUGUUGACUACAGGCGUCGUGCCGAACGGCGGCAAGACUUUUAUGAGAAAAUUCAAGCAGAUCCGACACAGUUUAUCCAGAUUCAUGGUAGACGGUGCAAGAUACACUUGGAUCCUGGAGUAGCGGCUGCCGGCGACGGAGCCGCUAUAAUAGUCCCAUGGCAAGGGCAGCAAGACAAUCUCAUCGACCGUUUUGACGUAAGAGCUCAUUUGGACUACAUAUCACCAGUUGCGAGGACUUCAGACAACCACGCAGAACUAACUCAAGAAGAACGUCAAUGCAAUUAUGAACGCUAUAGAAUUCUGGCACAGAAUGAUUUCCUUAAUAUCACCGAAGAUAAAUUUUUACACCAACUUUUUCUUGAAGAGCAAUUUGGUGCUAAUGCAACACCUGAGAGUCAAGCCGCCCAAGGCAAAAAAAAAACUCAAAAAUCGGGUGCUGCGAUUGGAUAUUCAUAUGACGAUGCUGGGGACAACAUAAGUGAAACUCAACUUUUCAGUCAUUUACAUCAUCCUGUUGGCGGUACCAGUUCGCAUGUAGGCGGGAGCUUGAAAAAGACUGACAACGAUUCUGAAACAGAAUCAGAUUCUGAUAUAGAUAUGGACGUCUCUAUAGACAUAACUAAAUUGGAUACAUCACAGGCUCAUGAGUUAAACGCUUGUGGUCGUAACUAUGGAAUGCUUAGUAACGAUUUCUACUCUUAUCUCACGAAGGACAUGGACGAGGCAGAUGCUUUGCGUAUAGCUCGGGAAGAACAACGGGAGAAAAUGUUGCUAAGUGGACGCAAAUCCCGUAGAGAAAGAAAAGCGCAAAAAGAACGACGUAUAGCAAAUCGACCAUUUAGUCCUCCUAGUUAUGCAGCCAAGGAAGAUAAAACCGAAAAGACCGAAGAAAGCGAUUCUCGAUCACCUUCUCCUGUUGAUACUACGGAAAAAAUAACUUAUAUCACUUCUUUUGGUGGUGAAGAUGAGUUGCAACCGCAUUCCAAAAUAUCCAUUAACUUGCCUAAGAAAUCACUUGCCUUAAGCUCUUCCGGCGGAGGGACCGAGGCUAGCACUUCGUUAGGCCAUAGCCGUGCUACUUACGCUGAUAAAGUAAAAGAGAAUUUAGAAAAGCUGAAAAUUCUUACUGAAAGUUCAAAAAAUCCUCGGCGGCGGGAUGGAAGUCGAAGUCGCAGUUAUACUCGAUCUUGUAGAUCUUCUCAGAGAUCAAGUUCUAGCAGUUAUACACGCCGAAAACUUCGUAGAGACAAUAGAAGGUCGCGAUCCCGCAAUAAACUGCGCUCACGUACACGAUCGAAAUCUAGAAGUAGGAUCAUGCCAAAGAGAGGUCGAAACAUGCAUGCAAGAUCGAGAACGCGAUCUAGAUCUAGGCAAAGACGCUACCAUAAUCGUUCUUCAUCUAGCGAUUCUACGACCACAUUACGUUCGAGAUCUAGUUCAAGAUCAAUCAGAUGUCAAAAAGAAAGACUUUUGCAAAUGCCUAAAUCACGUAUUAAAAGAACAUCACGUAGUACUGAAAGAAGUAAAGCUGUAUCAUGGAAAAAAUCUCCAGUAAAGAAUAAACCGGACGUAAAUGCUCCACAACCUGAGGCUGUGACUCAGAAGCCAGUGGUAACGUGCGCGAAGAAUAUAUCAACAUUUACGGAGUUAACAGCUACUACAGUUCCCUCCGAGCCAGCAAUAGAGAUUAUCGUGCCUCCACCGCCCCCCUUAAAGCGCUAUUAUGGACGUAAACGUGACCAGUAUUCAUCUUCGUCGAUGUCUGAUUCGGAUUCUAAUAAAGAAAGAUGUAGUAAUAUUGAAAAAAGCCAAGAUUGCCCCGAAUCGUUAGAUAUAGACACUACCUCUGAAAAAUCAAAUCCUCUGAUGUCGAACAUAGUGCAAACGGCGGAUAAGUCAGCAGGCAAAUAUAGCACAAUUUCGUCCAAUGUAUCGUCACAUAGUAAUGCUUUCGAAAUCAAAGGUUCCUUUGGAGGUGGACGAUUAAAUUUGCGUGAGCGUCUCAAACGUAAAAUGCAAAAUUUGCUUAAUAAGCAAUAUAAAGCAGAUAAAAAGGCCGAAAUUGAGAAAACGGAACGAGAGAAGCAACAGCAACAAGAAAGAGAAGAGGAAAUGCGUGAAUUAGCGCUUAAGUUAAGGAGAAGACAAAGAGAAUUACGCCAUCGCCACGGUUCUCCGAACAGUGCUGGGUCAGAAAGUGGCACUUCCGAUGUUUUAGGUAAAGAUGAACGCAGCAAAUCCCGCAGCAUUGAGCAAGGUAAACGUUAUAGUCAUGAACGCAAAAUAGUGACGAAACGCACUCAAAGUCGUGAACGCCGUCGUUCAAGAAGCAGAAGCCCGUUGCACCGUCGAACUAGUCGUUAUACGAGAUCACGUUCACACUCGCAUAGUAGACGUAGCGAUUCUCGAAGGAGACGCCUUAGUGCCUCACACGCGCGCCGUCAACCAGAAUCGAAAUGCGAGCAUUCAACUAAUUAUGGCAGUGGGCGUUCUCAUCACGAAGAUCGAAGUACAUUGUCUACUCGUUCAAGAGUCGACCGUGAUAAACGCGGUGAGGAAGAGAGCGGGAGACGACGUUGGGAACGAUCAAGGUCAGGUAGGAAAGGCUGUGAACCCGAACAAUCAGUAAGACAUGGUGGUGAAAGGAGCCGUCAUCGACGAUCCUCCCAACGCACUCUUCAUUCAUCUUCCACGACUACUGAUAAAAGCAAUCCGGCUGGUGCUGGAAGUAGUCGUAGCCGUGUUACAAUUUCUGCUCCACCAAAAUUAAAAAAAUUGGUGGAUUAUUAGUGAACUUUUUAUAGAUUAUAUUAAUUGUUGAAAUUUUUCUACCUAUAAA
Molecule: messenger RNA, 3038 nt
Organism: Glossina fuscipes
Lineage: Eukaryota; Metazoa; Arthropoda; Insecta; Diptera; Glossinidae
Product: CLK4-associating serine/arginine rich protein
Exons: 8
Coding region: 152-2989 (945 amino acids)
Source: RefSeq, a predicted model, not a curated record